GCUACCAAACACUGGGUGACGUGUUUCCUGGGCGGAACUGAGUGGUGUGGUACCCGCUAAAAGAAAACAGAACCGUGCAACACGUGGAUUUGUUUGACACAGACAGCACUUUCUGAUAUGCUAUUUAAUUUAUUUUUUGACCAGUACUUUUGUGUUCAUGCUUAAUUCGUUGCAGAAACAGUCGGUGUUUCAUAAGCACCCGUCGAGGCAGCGCAAAUCAGUGAUAAUCGACGUCGGGCAAGUCUCUCGUGGUAAGGAAUACAUGACACUUCAGCAGAUCAGUGGAUUAAAUAAGUAUGGCUCUCGGUAGCGAAGACAACACAACCCAGCUUGCGUCGCCGAGCACGCGGAAGAAUGUAACGUUACCGGUUGUGGCGCACGUUGGAGAUCUGAUCGACAUUGAUCCGCACUCGGAGCUCAUCUUCGAAACUCCUCCGCCUGAUGUUGUUGACUCUAUCAAUGAGUGUUUUGAGCAGUUCACCAGCACCGUGGGAAAAGAAGUGAUGCUGCAGUCCAUCUUUCCUCGGGCAGGGACCUUAAAUGACUCUGGUGAAAGCCUGUUUAUAACGCAGUCUAGGACUAAAGCAGUCCGAACUGGAAGACGUCUUAGAUCAUCUAAGAGACCAAAGUCCGUCUCUGAUGAUUCUGGUAAUGGGAGAGAGAAUGAAGACACUGAAAAUGAGAGGGGAAGUGGAGGUCAGCGUGUGGAGCACCCAAACAGAAGAAAAAGUUCCAUCUAUAUUCCUCCUCGAAGAUCUACCUUUCCAUUUCUGUUGAAAUCACUCACACGACAGCACCUGUCCUCAAAGAAGCACCAGGUUCUAGAGAACUCAGAAAUGGGAGGGUUCUUAAAAUGCAUAAAGAAAAUCGAGGAGGGUUGUGUAAACACAGGAAGAGCAAUCAGUCCAUCUGUGCUGGAGUCCGAACCAAGUGAUAACUCUGAGGGGGACGACCACAACAGUGAUCAUGAAGUCACAAAAGUGGAUAGAACCAUUUUUGUUCCAAAUUACUUUAAAGGAAACAAACAAAAAUGGCUUCCACAAUCUUUCUUGGAGAUGAGGAUCCAGAAUUCACUUUCAGACGACAACGAAAAACAGUUAUUCAACACCAAAGGAAAAGAAAAGAAAAGAACAACUAAAUCUACCAAAAAAGACAAGGCGAGUGCUUCUGUUAAAAAACAAUCAAAAAACAAACUCAAAGCUCCCAAAAGCAGAGCUGCGGCCAGGACAUCAUCAGAAUCGUCUGUUGAUUCUCUCUAUAUGGAACAGGAAAAACAACAUGAGACGCAUGAGGUUUUAGCUUCAUGUUCAGAUGCUGAACACUCAGAUUCUGCCCAUUACAGACAUCGACUUACUAAGCAGACUGUCCAGUGUGCUAAGAACUUGGAUGGAGAUCAUUUGGUGGUAAUUGAAGAGACACAGAGAAACUCUAUAGAGGCACUUACAGAAGCAGCAGUUCACAUGGAACAUGAUGAUAAUGCAAGUUCUCCAUCUCAAGCUGAUGAUAUGAUUGGACUGGAAACCACGGUGUCAGAUUUGCAGUCAGAAAACAGAACAGAACAUGUGGAAAAAAUCCUUUCAGACAGCUUGUUUACCAGUAAACAGAAAAAGAAGAAAAAGCACAAAUUAAAAGAGCAAGAGGAAGCAGAGUCUGGUGCAGAUACUCAUAGUGCAGAAAAUGUUUAUUCAGUUGAGAUGGAUCAGUUCAGUGAGUCACAAACUGCUGAGAUGGCACCCAAAAGAACAAAAAAGAAGAGAAAAGUCAAAGAGAGUAUAAAGACAGCACAUGUAGAGGACAAUAGUGAAACAGACUUCCAGUCAAAUGAAACUUCUGAAGCUCCUGAGACCGAACAACCUGAGCAUAUACACACAUCAGAGGAAGUCACAGGAUUAAAACCAGUGAGAAAGAAAAAGAAGAAUGGCAGUGAAGAAUCUCAGUAUGAAUCUGUUGAUUUUGCUCUGGAUGUAAAUUCAGUGUCUCAGUUUGAUAAUGUCACUGAUAGAUCAACUACUCGAGAGACUGUUGAAGAACGACCAAGCGAUGUUCUUGAACAUACAGAAGCUGAAUUAAAUAACGGUGAAUGCUCAGAUUCUGUCCAGUGCGCUGAGAACUCUGAUGGAGAUCAUUUAUCGGUAAUUGAAGACAGACAGAGAAACUCUGUGGAGGCAGUUGCAGAACCAGCAGUGGAGCUUGAGGAUGACCUGACGUCUGACGAUAACCUGCUCAACAAAAGCAAUUCUUUGUUGCCACCCCAAGGGGGAGACAUUUCUAUACAGAAUGAUAUUCAACAGACUGACAGUGACUUUGGCUCAGAGGAUUUAUUCAGGCCAUUGAACAGUCAGAACCAUAAGGACAAUCAAAUUCAUAAAGCGCCAUCUAUUACAGCGAACAUGGAGGAGAGCGAUCAAGACAGUGAUGUGACUCAAAUAGAGUCAGAAGGACAGUUUGUGUCCAUAUUUGGACCAGGAACACCAAGAUGGUGUGAUGGUGACCGCCAUGCACAUGAGGACAACGACAGCGACGAAACUCAAAUAGAGACUGAGGGAAAAUCUGUGUCCGUGUUUUGGCCAGGAACACCAAACAAGCAGUUUACAACUCAAGACAUGAACGGUACCAAACACCCAGAAUCCCAAAAGACAGACCAGAGUCCUGUUGGCCUAAAUGCUGAACUGCUCUCAAGGAAAGAGGAAAAGUGUAACAAUAAAAAGAGAAAAACAGUGUCAAGAUCUCAUAAGGAUUCUGAAGUUACAGAUGUAGAGGAGACCAUGAAUGUGCAACCAUCAUCUAAACAUUUACCACUAGCUAAUGAACCCUCAAGUGAAGAAGUUUACUCAAUUUCAUCUGAGCGCCUCAACUUGAGUAAACGAAGGAUGAUGAAGGAGAUGGAAACAGAUCCUCAGGAAACUCCUUUGUUUAAAAAUGGUGGACUGAGCUUUAUUAAAAGAAAAAGAAAGGGAAAGGAAAAAUUUGGUGCAACUAAUUUCAUACAGUGUGAUACAAAUGUAGAUGUGAGCUCGGAAUCUCCAGCUGAUAACAUCACUGGAGUUAAAACAACACCCAGAGAGAACGAGAAACUGCAUGAAGUGGAAAAUAGAGUAUUGAAUGAAGAGCAAAGGGACGCACCAGUUUUACAUUUGGGGGAGACAUCAGAGAUCUUGGAGGAAAGUGUUUUAUCUACGGUGGCAGAUAACGGUGUUAUCACAAAGGUUAAGAGGAAAAAGAAGAAAAAGUACAAAUUAAAAGAACAUGAGGAUGUAGAGCCAAGUGUAGAAAAUCAGUCGGUUGAGAUGGUUCAGUUCAGUGAAUCACAAACUGCUGAACUGACAUCCAAAAUAACUAAAAAGAAGAAGAGAAAAGACAAAGAGAGGACUAAGAUGGCAUAUGUAGAGGAGAAUAGUGCUACAGACAUCCCAUCAAAUGAAACUUUGGACUCUGAUAGACCUGCAGAGUUAAGAGUAAAUGAUCAAUCCAGUGAAGUUCCAGAGACCAAUCAACCUGAGCAUUUACAGACAUCAGAGGAAAUCACAGGACUUCCAACCCCUAAUGUAACUACUUUAAAAUCAGUAAAAAAGAAGAAGAAAGGAAAUGAGACCGAAGAGCCUGAAUAUGAAUCUGUUGUUCUGGAUGUGAGUUCUAUGUCUCAGUUUGAUCAUGUUGAUGGAGUGGUCAUUGAAGAAAGGCCAAGCGAAGACAACACAGCUGGACAUUUAGAAGGUAAUACUCCACAUAUUUCAAAAGCUGCCAAACGCAAAAAGAAAAGUCAGAAUGCAAGUUCUUCAAGUGAUGACAUUACUGGACUGGAAAAACAAGUGUCAGGCUUGCAGUCUGAAAGCGCAGAAGAACUCUUGGAAAAGAAAACGAAGAAAAAGCAGAAAUUAAAAGCGCGAAAGACCACCGAACUUGCUUCAGAUAUCGGAGACAGUGUGCAGUUGAUUCAACACAGUGAGUCACCAACUACGGAUUUGCUAUCCAGAAAAACCAAAAGGAAGAGAGCAAACAAAGACAGGGAAAGAACAGAUAGCUCAUCAAAUGAAAUUUUGGACCACAUGGAUGAUAGACCUUCAGAAAUGAGAAGAAAUAAUGUGAUUCAGUCCAUUGAAGCCACCAAGACCAAUCGGUUUGAGCAUUUACAGACCUCAGAGGAAAUUACAAGAUGUCCUUCACCCAGUGUAACUAAAUUAAGCCCAGGGAAGAAAAAGAAGAAAAAAAGGGAUAGAAGUGACAAACAACAGUAUGAAUCUAUUGACGUGAAUCUGGAUAUGUCUCAGCUUGAUGUCGUCUGUGGGCUGAUGGCACAAAAGAUGAUUGAAAGAAGGCCAAGUGAUGGCAGUGCAGUGGAACAUUUGGAAGGUAAUGCAGCACAUAUGUUAAAGGUUGCCAAACGCAAAAAGAAACAUCAGAAUGCGAGUUCUCCAUCUCAAACUGAUGAUCUGAUUGGACUGGAAAACACGGUGUCAGAUUUGCAGUCAGAAAACGCAACAGAACAUGUGGAAAAAAUCCUUUCAGACAGCUUGUUUACCAGUAAACAGAAAAAGCACAAAUUAAAAGAGCAAGAGGAAGCAGAGUCUGGUGCAGAUACUCAUAGUGCAGAAAAUGUUUAUUCCGUUGAGAUGGAUCAGUUCAGUGAGACACAAACUGCUGAGAUGGCACCCAAAAGAACAAAAAAGAAGAGAAAAGUCAAAGAGAGGAUAAAGACAGCACAUGUAGAGGACAAUAGUGAAACAGACUUCCAGUCAAAUGAAACUUCUGAAGCUCCUGAGACCGAACAACCUGAGCAUAUACACACAUCAGAGGAAGUCACAGGAUUAAAACCAGUGAGGAAGAAAAAGAAAAAGAAGAAUGGCAGUGAAGAAUCUCAGUAUGAAUCUGUUGAUUUUGCUCUGGAUGUAAAUUCAGUGUCUCAGUUUGAUAAUGUCACUGAUAGAUCAACUACUCGAGAGACUGUUAAAGAAAGACCAAGCGAUGUUCUUGAACAUACAGAAGCUGAAUUAAAUGAUACUAAACACAAAAAGAAGAAGAAACGAUCAAGUUUGUCUGUUAAUAACAGUUCUGAGUUCAGCUCUUCUGAUACACAAAUGCAGGAAACUGUCGCACCUGAGAGGAAGAGGAAGAAAAAAAGAAACUCUGAUCACAUCACAAAUGUAGGUGGAGAAUUGACUUUGGAAAGAUCUGAUUGUACAGCGCCGUUUGAAAAGUCUCAGAGCCCGAUGUUGAAAUCACUUGAGGCAAUUACAAAGAAAUCCAAGAGAAAGAAAAACAAGGAAAUGAAUGAAAGCGUGAAUCACAUACCUGAACUAGAAACUGUACAAACAACGAGGACUGACUCAAUCAUACAACACAACAAUGCAGACAGACAGGCCAACGUUAUUAUCUCACUGGGAGAUUCUGCAGAUUUUAGAAAGAAAAAAAAGAAGAGGAAGAAGGAUACUGAAAAUAUGAUGGAAAUCUCCAUGUCUCCAGACACUGACUCCGCUGCAGCAGACACACCCAAAAGAGCUGAAAAACAGAGGCAAAGGUGUCACGACAGAGCACGUUCUGUUCCAACUGAGUGUAAUGCAAAUAACUUUCUUCAUUCACAUAGAAAACAUGACGCGUAUGAAGAGAAUCGCCUAAAGGAGGGAUCUGGGCCAAGAGAAUCAUCUGUGUCUCAGACUGAUGAUGUGAUGUUGCACAAAAGCAAGAAAAAGAGGAAAAGAAGGGAGGAAAGUUUCUCUGUACUUGAUAGCUAAAACUCUUCAGUGCACAAUAGAAAAGUGUGGGCAGAAGAUGAUGAUGGUAUAUUAGUUACACAGAAUAAUAAGGGGAGGAGGAAAAUGAUAAAAAGUAAUUAUGCAGUGGCAGAGCGUUUUAGAGCUCAGUUAAACCGUUUCGAAAGAAAAGUAAUCUUAACCUCUCAGACAUUUAAGAUGAGCUAUUUGCAUAAAGUGUUAGUGAAAGGUUUUCUGUUCAUGAUAAAUGGCCAAGAAAAAUGGGAAAGCAAAGAGAGGUUUACAGGUUAAUAUAAACAAAAUGUUUAAAUCUGUGAUUUAAGUCAUUUUUUAAAUUUAUUUUUAAAGAAUUGUUUUGUGAGAAAUGAAACACAAACACCUCUACAUUAUUAUUGUUACUUGUUUUGUAGAUGUGAAGAUGAUCAACAUUCUAGUGACUGGGUUUAUUUUUAAUAAUCAAAACAUUUUCACUCGGUUUAUUAAAUUAUUGUACAGCCAAAUUAUACAAUCUCUUCUAGAGAACCGUAUCAUUUUUAUUAUCAGAAUCAGAGUAUUUUUAUACAGAGGCAAUGUGUUUGGUCAGUAUAACUCUGACUUACUUUAUACAUUUGCAUUAUGGACACUUUAUGUUACUCUGCUUCAGAGAAAUAAAAUAUGACGGGUUUCCCCGUGUGAUAAACACAUCUUUACAACACCUGCAUUUUAUUCUUUCUAUUUAUUAAGAGCUAAAUCUUAACAUUUUGUUUGAGUGUUUAUAUUUAAUGUGUAGAUAGUUUCAUGUCUUUGAAUUCAUUUUGCUGGAUGUUGACUACUUUUAGUUACACAAAAAUGAAAAUUCUGUCAUCAUUUAUUCACCCUCAAGUCGAUCCAAACCUGUAUAACUUGGUCUUCUGUAAAUAUAAAAGGUAAUUGAGAAAAUGUCCCUCUGUCUAUAUGUCCGUCCGUCCGUCCUCCUUAAAAUGGAAAUCAUUGGGCACCAGAACAGUUUGGUUACUAACAUUCAUCAGAAUAAUUUAUGUUUCACCAAAGAAAGUAGCCAAGUCAUACAGGUUUGGAACAACAUGAGAGUAAGUAUACGUAGUAAGUAUAAAUUUAACUAUUACAUAACUAUUACUUUCAUCCUUAUAUUAACAUUUCAUAAAAACAGCACAUCCAUUCUUCAAAU
Messenger RNA from Onychostoma macrolepis, 6873 nucleotides. It is a transcript of the gene pho, whose product is annotated as phoenix. The coding region runs from base 297 to 5729 and encodes 1810 amino acids. The record is from RefSeq and is a predicted model, not a curated record. The transcript has 6 exons. Gene Ontology annotation, biological process: transcription by RNA polymerase I. NCBI's taxonomy places the organism in Eukaryota, Metazoa, Chordata, Actinopteri, Cypriniformes, Cyprinidae.